UCAACGGAGAGUGUGUCGUGUAGUGCGUUGGUGCGCUGAGUUUUUGACGUUUGUGAUAGUUUUUGAAGUGAAUAAUGUGAUUGUGUAGUUCGUUAUGGCCUAUAAAUACCGUGAAGAUUUAGUUGGCAAACGAUUUCUCUCUGUGAGUGGUGUUACGAAAAUUAACGUGAAUAAAGUUUCCGAAUGGGGUUGGAAAGCUGGUGUUAUCAGGGCAGCUUCGCUGAAAGAUAACAAGAAUAAGGAACUUCAGGUGUUAGUGGAAUAUGAUGGCGUGGACUGGCAACGCCGCGAGUGGGUAGCAGUGUAUUCUCGUAGGACGUUUCGCAUUUUUUUAGUGGAAAGAACAUUAGUUUGGGCAUCUAGAAAUUAUGAAGGAAAGGAAAUAAAGUGGCCAGCCUUGACGUUUACACCGCUGGCAGCGGAUUUGACGCUGCAGGCAGACGCACAGCCCGUGGAGUUUCUUCAUGACCAGCGCUUGUCGUUUCUGGACUAUGCAAACUUGCUACCUUAUCAGGAAUGGGACCCACGCAUUGCUGGGUCUGAAGUGGGUGUAGAUGAGGUCACCCUCACUGCGUUGUCUACAGAAGCAUCCGAAUGGCGAACGACGCAGGACGGUCAGCGUAUACUGACCACUACACCAUCAGUGCUAGGAGGCUGUCGUGCUCAGGUGUACAGAGCUGCCGGUGCAACUCAGUGGUAUACGGCUGUGAUCGUUGGCGUCAAUGAGCAUACUGGCGAAUUGACGGUGACGGAUGACACAGUUCUGGAAGAGCAUAGUGAAGACCCUUCACUAGUUCAAAUGAGACUCCUCGGCGAUGGAGUUAUCGAAUCCAUAAUGAGAGGGGAGGUAGUGGGCGUAAUGCCGAGGAGAUCGCGUUCUAAUCUUCAGAGAGUAGAGCGUGAGAAUACGAAGAGUCCAGCGAGCACUGGAGGAAGGAAGAAAAUAGCUGUAAAAAGUAACGGACAAAUUACAUCAUCUGAUCCACACCCACAGCCUGCAGGCUCAUCACCAGAACGUGAAUCCGGCGAGAUUAACAAAAAAGGUGUUGCUGUAAGUGUGAGUGCGAGUGAUGUUGUCGGGGUCAGUGACGAAAACGACAAGUGUGUGAAACAGGAGGAAGUGAAGCUCGAAGUGUGCGCCAAUAGUGAAGGUGAAGUGAGGAGUGAAGUGAGUGGUGGUGCAGGCGCGGAUGGUGUUGCCAGCGCCGUGGCCUCCGAGGAGGACGACUGUGUGAUAGUGUGCGCGCGCGAUGCGGACGAGAGGUCCGACUCGGGCGUGAGCGGUGUGCGGUCGGGAGGGUCGGCGAGCUCGGUCGAGGAGCGGGAGUGGCGCGGCAUGGCGCACGGGUAUGGCGGCGGCCCUCCUCCGCCCCUACUGCACUUGCCACCGCCACCGCCGACGCUGUACCCCAACGAGCUGCUCUGGAAGCAGCGGUACCCGCCGACGCCGAUCCACGGGCCGCUGCACCAUGCCAUCGCUGAUGACUACCUGGCCUCUUACGAUAGAGAGAGACAUGAAAGACUGCUACGACUGCACCGGCAGCAAUUUUGCCGCCAAGCCACAAGAAGCGAAGAACGAAGGGAACAGGAGCAACAACGGGAUAUAUUGGAGAAGCAGCAAAAAGAAAGAAAGGAGAGAGAACGGAUAGAGCAGGAGCGGGAGAGGGAAAGAGAAAAACAGGAGAGAGAGGAAAAAGAAAGGAGAGAUCAAGAAAAUGCCGCCUCUAAACUCGUCUCCAGGCAUUUCGAGGAGUCGUUUCGGUUGGCUAAUCAGAAGAGGGAGCGUAGCAUGUCGUGGUCGCUAUUGAACAGCAUUCCUCCACCGGGUCGUGCGGCUGGACCCGAACACGAACGGUUACGAGCACCGCCACCAGACCGCGCCUACUACUCGCCUCCUUCGCAUCCUUCCGCGCAUCCUCCCCAUCCUUCACCUCGCGCACCAGCACCUUCUCCCGCAGAUUAUUGUUCCCCACAUGCGCGACUCUCCAUCUCAUCCAAACCUGAAAAACCCACGGCUCAUCCUCCCUUACCUAAGGGCGAACCAAAUUUUGCACCUUAUAAUUAUCCUCCUUAUAGGUCAUACGAUAAACUUAAAGAACAACAUUUACCGGCGCCACCGCCCUUGGUGCCGGAAAAAAAUUCUGUGAUAGUCAAGCACGACGCCAAACAGAUUCACCUGGAGCAGAAACAUCCUUAUCCUAGCAAGCCCAGAAGUGAACCAUCGCAUUACCUUCCUUCAAGACCGUACCGAACCGGCCUAUCCCCUCAUGCACCGCCACACCCACAUCCAGUGCUCCAAACGUCACCACAUGCAGCAUUGCCUGCGCAAGACAAAAAUAAUAGGCGUUUAUAUCAACCUCCUCCACAACGAUCCCCAGCAUAUUACCAAACGGCACCACAAGUUAAGCCAAAGGUGUCCAGCCCGGCACCCCAACAUAUAUACGGCAAACCUAGCAGUAACUCACCUUGUCCCGCACACUAUGGAGUUGCUGUCGAGCCUUCUCUUCAGAUACCAAAAACGGAGCCGCCGCCAGUACCAUAUCCGCCGCCGUCCGCGUACUCGCCCGCACCUCGGACGAGACCACCGCCAGUGGCACACUGUCGUACUCCUGAACCUCGACCGCCACCGCGUGCUCACGGUGACACUAAUGCUCCGUCACCAUGCCAGACGCAACCUCUGGAUUUAGGUGUCACGCGCGAUGACCCAGAUAGGUUGUCGCCGCGCCGCCGUUAUCCCUUCGAGCCCGCUGACGCGGACGCGAAGCGAAGGCGUCUUGAAGAGCUGCCCGCACCAGAGCCGUUAAUCGCAGCGGCUGCGAGUGUCGGUAGGACACCUCAUGGCUCAGAGCCAGCACCACAGGCACCCGGUCCACCUUGCGACGUACGUGUACCCUCCGCCGAUGGCAGUAUUGAAACACCCGAACGUGCCGCCGGCGCUUCUCCUGCUCCUCAGCUGACGCCGGCGGCCAGUCCAGCCCCAGCAACUCCGGUGCCUCCAUUAGCUGCGUCACCGGCCGGCGCAGUAGCACCACCAGCCGCACCUACGCCACCCGCGCCCCCUGCUACUCCUCCCGUCACACCACUCGCCGAAGGUGAUACUCCAGCUAAGUCUACCUCACCGCGUGACGGUUCAGCACCAGUGCGACACCUUGGCAAAAAAGCGUGGCUACAACGACACGAAACUGCUCCAAUAGGUGAAGGGGACUGUUCCGGUGGUGGCGGAACUUGCAUCACACUCCCAAUGACCAUCACGAGGGUUUCGGAGCCCGACGACUCGAGUUCUAAUAUAGUGGUACCCGUAGCCGCAAAAUCCAUCCAGCGAGGUGCUCGGAAAACAUCGAAACCGCGAAAGCCAAAGGAAAUGAACGGUCGCAUCGAUGACGCCGAGGAGGAUAGCUCGAGUUCCGACAGAGAGACGACUGCUCCACCAAAAAGGAAACCACCUAAAGCGAAGCGGAAAAAGGGUAUCAUUCCGCGAAAAGCCGGGGACGAACCUAAAAAGAAGAAGGCUUCCGAGAGCGGUAGCGAGAGUGACAAGGAGAGUGACGACAAAGAUUCGGAUUCCGGAGGUAGUGGGAGUGGCAGUGGUAGUACGUCGAGUAAGCGUGGAGGUGGGGGUCGCGCGCGAGGCCGGAGGUCACGAGGCGGCGGCGGGGGUCGCGGGGGUCGACGAAAAGAGGACCCCCCACGACGCGGACCCGCCGGCGCGCAUGCGCGACCGACCAAUGAGUCGUUUUUACAAAACGGUCCCUGCUUCGAGGUGGCGCCGCGGCUCGCUAAAUGCCGAGAGUGUCGGUGGUCGCCAGCGCAGCGAGAUAAGGACAUGCCGAACAUCUUUUGCCGUUUCUACGCUUUCCGAAGACUGAAAUAUGCCAAGAAUAGGCAAUUAGCUAUAGCUGGGUUCUCGGACCCUUACAAGGAUGCAGAUGAGGAGGAUAAGAAAUUAUGGCUGUCAUCAUCCGCCGGUGCGGCGGAAUUAGAUAUAGAAAUGAGUUGCUUCCUGCUAAGGGAGAUUGGAGACCAGUUCUGUGAACUGCUACAACAGGAGAAAGAGGCCGAAUCACAUCAUUUGAAUGACGACAAGACAAUAGCGUGGAAGCGCGUAGUGCAAGGUGUUCGCGAAAUGUGUGACGUGUGUGAGACUACACUAUUCAAUUUCCACUGGACCUGCGGUAAAUGCGGGUUUGUCGUCUGCUUAGAUUGUUAUAAGUCACGGACGUCCGGAGAAUCGGCCAAUCCUACUAACGAGUCCAAUAGCACAGCAAAUUCCACCAGCAAUGGCGAGAGAGAUUCUUUUGGUUGGCUGACAUGCACGGCUGGAGGCGCUCACCCGGCGCGGCGGCUGCUGCUGACGCAGAUCGCAGCUGGCGGCGCGCUGGCUGCGGCGGCGGCUCGGCUGCACGCCACGCGCGCGGCCUGGUCACUACCCACUUGCGGCUGCGGCGUUGCCACCGACGCUCCCCCCGCGAGGCGCUCUCGGGCACGACAUCUACUCCAGCGCGCCCUCCAGAAGAAUGUCAAGAAGGAGGAUGUGAAAGAAGAAAAUGUGUCCACCAAUGGUUCGUCACCUGUAAAAUCAGAAAACGGAAAGACGGGCAGUUCCGUAGUUAGCUGGCUCUCGGACGUCCCGCUCAAGACCGAAACAAAGGACGAGAAGUCUGAUAGUAGUUCCUCUGAUUCGGAGGAGGGCGGCAGUUUCUCGACAUUAAGGGAAUUGCUAAUACGCCCAGCCCCUGAAGGUGGAGACACCCAACCCAAGAAAAAACAGAAGAAGAGCAAAAACGACUUCUUAAGUGACGUCAUCUCCAGUGUGGUGGAUGAGAAGAAAGAUGAAGAUGAGGAAGUGAAACCGUUCGCACUCUCAAAUGUGGUGAAGCGGUAUGACAGAAGCGGGCGUAGUAGGGAGGAGUUGCCAGUGCGAAUCAUGACGCUCACAGAGUCCAAACUUCUGUACCCUGACGUGCCACAUGCCUGGCUCUGCGACGGUCGCCUCCUACAUCUAACUGAUCCCGUUCAUCCUGGAAACUAUAAACCGUUCCAGGACCAGUGGAAACGUGGUCAGCCUGUUCUAGUCUCAGACGUGUCGACCCUGCUCGACAAAAAUCUAUGGAGUCCAGAGAGCUUCUCCCGUGACUUCGCUGAAACUCGAGUGGAUUUAGUCAAUUGUGCAUCUGGUUUAGUAGUACCGAAUCAGCCAGCCAGAAAGUUCUGGGAUGGAUUUGAACUAGUCACUAAGAGACUUCGAGAUGAACGUGGUGCUCCAAUGGUGCUCAAAUUGAAAGACUGGCCACCCGGCGAGGACUUCGCCGAACUUCUUCCGGCGCGAUUCGACGAUCUUAUGCGGGCGUUGCCCCUCAGUGAAUAUACAUCACGCAAUGGAAAAUUGAACUUAGCCGCCCGUCUACCGGAAUGCUUCGUCCGCCCAGAUUUAGGCCCCAAGAUGUACACGGCUUACGGAGGCGCCGGUGGUACAACCAAUCUACAUUUAGACGUCAGCGAUGCGGUUAAUGUGAUGGUCCACGCCAGCGCACCAGACGAUGCUCAAGACCGCGCAAGAGAGGCCGCAAAGGCUGCAGAAGAGGCUGGCGUUGACGUGCUGGCACGGCGGAGAGCAAGAGUCAAGCCUCCAGCAGCGCUUUGGCACAUAUAUGCGGCCAAGGACGCGGAUAAAAUCCGCGACUUCCUUGUCCACGCUGAGUUGGAGCGAGGUGCCAGACCGCGUCCACAACACGACCCGGUACACGAUCAGACGUGGUACUUGGACGCGGCGUUGCGAGAACGGCUAUACCGGGAGUACGGAGUCGAAGGCUACGCGAUUCUUCAGUGUCCUGGAGAUGCCGUUUUCGUACCUGCCGGAGCCCCACAUCAGGUUCGAAACCUUUUGGACUGUAUCAAAGUCGCUGAGGAUUUCGUAUCGCCGGAGAACGUGUCGCGAUGUUUUGAGCUCGCGCAGCAGUUCCGCAGGUUAUCUCGCCAACACUCCAACAAAGAGGACAAGUUGCAGAUAAAAAAUAUUGUGUACCACGCAGUUAAGGAUUCCCUGUGCUGCUUAGAGGAAGCGCUCGCUGAAACCAAGUGAAGCCGAGUAGACCUUCCGCAUUUGAUCUCAACCUCGACGUAACAUUAAUUGCUAAGUUCCGCAUUUAAACGUAAGAUUGGGAGCGAGUGUGAUAUGCGCUGUGCGCCGUUUCGUGUAUAAGAUGCCAUUUUUAAGCGUCCGAGUGGAUUGUGUACCAGUUAUAUGUGUGUAAAUGUACUCGAAAUGUGAUUUAGUCCGACGGUUAAAAUCGGAGUAUGUGCAAUGUAAAUUAGUCUGAUUAUGGUGAUAUCGUUGAGAUGUGGAUAUGUUUUAUGUUCCUUAAUUGAUACAAAUAAACUCUUCUGGUUAUUUACAGCUUAAUUGUAGUUAUAGUGAUAUGUAUGUAUUGUGUAAAUUUUUAAUUCGAAUUCCAUCGAGUACAUAUAAGAAGUGUAUACCUUUAAGUUAUUGUAUUGAAGUAAAACGUAUUCGCUCGAAGCAUUGUACAUUAAAUACGGCGUGUAGAUAAGUUUCUCCUAUAAUUAAUUUCUCAAUUUGGUUAGAAUGUUACAAAAUGAUAGUUAAAGUAUGUGACAAUUUAAUUUUGUCCUUAUUGCUGUAUUAGAAGAAAGCAAGUUUUUUUUGUACUGUGUAUAUUAUGUAUGGUUAUAAGUUGGAAUAAAAAAAA
Achroia grisella is the source of this 6707-nucleotide messenger RNA. RefSeq names its product lysine-specific demethylase 3B (gene Kdm3). Gene Ontology annotation, molecular function: histone H3K9 demethylase activity; transcription coregulator activity; chromatin DNA binding. Lineage: Eukaryota; Metazoa; Arthropoda; Insecta; Lepidoptera; Pyralidae. Bases 95 to 6079 code for a protein of 1994 amino acids. Gene Ontology annotation, biological process: regulation of transcription by RNA polymerase II. The record is from RefSeq and is a predicted model, not a curated record. The transcript has 18 exons. Gene Ontology annotation, cellular component: chromatin; histone deacetylase complex.